AUGGGGCCCAAGUCGUCGCACAGCCGCAAGGGCAAGAAGGCCUGGCGGAAAAAUAUUGAUACAACAGAUACAGCGGACGAGAGCCUGGAGCCCAGGUCCCUGCAGCAGCGCAGGCGCCGGCGUGAGCCCAAGCCGCUCAAGUCGCAGCUCAUCAUCGACGCCGGGCGCGUGAUCAAGCCGGAGGCGCCCAAGCGCAAGCCCGUAGGCGGCAUCAAGCCAAAGCCGGGCACCCCUGCAGCGUUGGCUGCGGCUGCACAAGCUGCGGCGGUGGUGGCUGCUAACCGCAGCAAGAAGCAGCAGCGGAGGCGCAAGUCCAAGCCUGGGGAUGAGGCUGUGGCGGACAUCUGGGCGGCCACUGGCAACGCCUCAGCUGCAGAGGAGUGGGCGACGACAGUGUCAGGCACACAGCUGCUGCAGGCCGGCCAGCAGCAACAGGACAAGCCGCAGCUGCCGCGUCUGCGGGGGCGAGCUGCACUGCGGCCGAUCCCUGCCGUCGAGGUCGAUGCGGCUGGGUGCUCCUUCAAUCCGGAGCCUGAGGCGCACCAAGAGGCGCUCGCGGCAGUGGUGGCAGCGGUUGUGAAAAAGGAGAUUCGCAAGGAGCUCGCACCUCAGGCGCCACCCCAGCACGCACCAGAUGGCUAUGUGGCGCCCAAGGACCCUAUCCUAGCGCUGCUGGGUGACGGGGUGACGGCGGCUGGCAGCGAGGACGAGGACGAGGAGCAGCAGCAGCAAGGGCUCGAGCAGACCAAGGGCGGCAAGCGGCAGCGCGGCGUUGACGCCGCCGGCGCGGACCCCAACGCGAUUGACCUGGACGGCGGUGACGAGGAGGAGGAUGGCCAGGCCCAGGGCAGUGAGGCUCAGCAGCGGCAGCAGCAGGAGCAGCAGCAAGGGGUGGCAGGCGGCAGCGAGGAUGAGGGUGCGCCACGCGGCGGUCAGACGAAGAAGACGCGUGCCGACCGCAACCGCGAGGCGCGCCGCCGGGCGCAGGAAGCCGAGGCAGCGGCGCGCUCUGCGCUGAAGCGCCAGCGGCGGGAGCUCGACAACGUGGGCAGCCUGCAGGCGCAGCUGCAAGAGGAGGAGGAGGAGCGUGCGGCGCGGCUGCUGCGGCGGCAGACAGUAGCGGCAGAGAAGGCUGCGAGCAGGCCGCCGCGGCUGGGCAAGUUGCGGUACGUGGACGCGCCACCGCCGGUGCUGACGAGCGAUGAGGUCACAGGCAGCCUGCGGCAGCUGGCGCCGUACCCCAUGGUGGCCGCGGAGCGCUACCGCGCGCUGCAGAAGCGCGGCGUGAUUGAGGUGCGGCGGCCGGUGGGCAGCCAGACCAAGGGCAAGAGGGUGGAGUACAUGACAGGGGUGCGCACGGAGAAGGCUGCGGAGCGGCAGGCCGAGGUGGACGCGCUCAAGCGCACGCGCGUCAAGGCCGGCCGCAAGGCCAAAGCAGCGGCGGCAAGGGCAGGCAAGGCGGGGCUGGUGGGCAGCGAGCGGCAGGUGCUGGACAGUGAGCUGGGAGCAGCCACUUUGGGUUGGUGA
Monoraphidium neglectum is the source of this 1527-nucleotide messenger RNA. RefSeq lists its product as hypothetical. Bases 1 to 1527 code for a protein of 508 amino acids. Gene Ontology annotation, cellular component: nucleolus. Gene Ontology annotation, biological process: rRNA processing; ribosomal large subunit assembly. Gene Ontology annotation, molecular function: 5S rRNA binding. NCBI's taxonomy places the organism in Eukaryota, Viridiplantae, Chlorophyta, Chlorophyceae, Sphaeropleales, Selenastraceae. The transcript is spliced from 4 exons. The record is from RefSeq and is a predicted model, not a curated record.